Messenger RNA from Temnothorax curvispinosus, 2960 nucleotides. RefSeq names its product TGF-beta receptor type-1 (gene babo). Gene Ontology annotation, biological process: protein phosphorylation; nervous system development; activin receptor signaling pathway. The coding region runs from base 135 to 1412 and encodes 425 amino acids. The transcript is spliced from 7 exons. Gene Ontology annotation, molecular function: ATP binding; activin binding; activin receptor activity, type I. Gene Ontology annotation, cellular component: activin receptor complex; plasma membrane. Lineage: Eukaryota; Metazoa; Arthropoda; Insecta; Hymenoptera; Formicidae. The record is from RefSeq and is a predicted model, not a curated record.
AAACCAAUUACACCUGCGAAACCGAUGGUUAUUGUUUCGCUAGUACGAGCCUGAAAAACCACGUCAUUACGUAUGCUCGGAGGUGCGUGCUUAAACACCUGCCGCCGUCGCAGCCCGAGCCGCGCAUCUUCUGCAUGACGAGCGACUCGCGAAACACGACCUUCGUCAUCGAAUGCUGCAACAAAGAGGAUUUUUGCAAUCGGGAUCUCAAACCUCUGCUACAUCCUAGCAACAAUGAAGUAUCGUCGAGCGGCGAUGACGCAACGUGGGUUACCUGGAAAAUGGCCUUGACGAUAGCACUACCAAUAUGCGCGAUAUGCGUGGUCGUAAUGGCAAUCUAUCACGUACACAUGACCAAAAAGAGGCCGGCUAGGCACUUUCCGGACGACUCGCUGGAGGCUCCGGACCGACCAAUUCUGGGCGGCGUCACUAUCAGGGAUAUGUUGGAGAUGACUACGAGUGGCAGCGGCUCAGUAGGCCUGCCACUUCUGGUACAACGGAGUAUAGCGCGUCAGAUUCAGCUGGUGGAAACGAUCGGAAAAGGCCGCUUCGGCGAGGUCUGGCGCGGUCGUUGGCGCGGCGAAAACGUUGCCGUGAAGAUCUUCAGCUCGCGAGAAGAGAGAUCCUGGUUCAGAGAAGCUGAAAUCUAUCAGACGGUGAUGCUGAGGCAUGACAAUAUCCUAGGUUUUAUCGCUGCCGAUAACAAAGAUAACGGCACGUGGACUCAGCUGUGGCUGAUAACGGACUAUCAUGAGAAGGGUUCGCUCUUCGAUUACCUCAACAGAUCAACCGUCGACACGAACGGUAUGAUAAGGAUGGCCUUGUCGAUCGCCACUGGCUUGGCGCAUCUUCACAUGGAAAUAGUCGGCACGCAAGGCAAACCGGCCAUCGCUCAUCGGGACCUGAAGUCAAAAAAUAUCCUCGUGAAGACUAAUGGUACCUGCGCCAUAGGCGACCUCGGAUUGGCCGCCAGGCACGACGUAAUCACGGAUACCGUCGACAUUCAGCUCAACAACAGAGUCGGCACAAAGAGAUACAUGGCGCCUGAGGUUCUUGAAGAGACGAUCAACAUGAACCACUUCGACUCGUUCAAGAGGGCCGAUGUGUACGCACUCGGUUUGAUCCUCUGGGAGAUCGCUAGACGUUGCAAUGUUGGCGGGAUUCAUGACGAGUAUCAGCUGCCCUUUUACGACUUGGUGCCUUCCGAUCCAACUAUCGAGGAAAUGCGGAAAGUCGUGUGCACUGAUCGACAGCGGCCGUCGAUACCGAAUCGAUGGCAGUCGAUCGAAGCUCUACAAGUGAUGUCGAAAGUAAUGAAGGAAUGUUGGUAUCAUAAUGCCGCCGCCAGGCUAACCGCACUCAGGAUCAAGAAAUCGCUCGCUAAUUACGGCGCUAUAGACGACCUGAAAUAGAUUAAGCGUUUUUGACGGAGCUCUUCGAUGGAAAAACUACAAAAAAUCGAUUUGUUCAUAUAGGCGAACGUCGCUGUCUUGAAAUUCGAUGCGAUAGAGCUUCCGGCGGGGAAAUAUUCCGAUACGUCAAGAAGAAUCGGAAACAGACUGGCUGGAGUUAUGAGAUUCUUCCUUAUGCGAGACCGUCGAGUAAAUUACUGUAUGAAUAGAAUUGGUAUCGCUUUGGAGAAUCGCGAGCAGAGAAAUAGAAUGGGUUUUUAAGCCUGUUGAUCGUUUCGAACGAUCGGUAGCGCUCGAGCUGCAGGAAGAAACCUUAUUUCAGUCCCGAUAUAUCGCGGCCUGAUGAUCGGUCACUCUGUUGAAUGGGUCAACAGGCAAUCGCAAUACGCGUUCGGUUAAUCGAACGAUCGCUCAAUUACGCGCCACACACAUCGACACACGCAGACACUGACACGUAAAAAACACACUGCUGUAUAUUUAUUACGAUAAUACUAAGAUAAUAAAAUAUACAAAUUUAUUAUAUAGCAACAUUUAUUGAUUAAUGCUAAUGAGUAACGGUACUCGCAUAUACACACAUAUAUAAUUAUAUAUUAUAUAUAUAUAUAUAUAUAUAUAUAUAUUAUAUAUAUAUAUCUCCCCGUUAUCUCUCUUGGAAUAAUCGAUUCGAUUAACCGAACUAUAUAUUGUUUGGACGAUCUUAUAAACAAGUUACCUCAGUGAAACGAUCAUUGUGCUCGCGUAAAUAUGCCGAUUCGUCGGGAGCAAUCGGGAUGUUGCGCAAGAUUUAAACGUAUCAAUUCAGCUCCGACUGGACGUGUCGGCAGAUCAUAUGCGAAGAAAGCCACACAUUUUUUAUCUCCGAAGAUUCACCGUAAAGAUUCGCUAUUUUAUUUUUGCGUGCAGAAAUUAGAGUCACAUUUGGAGUCUAAGUACCAUACAUCAUGUUACAUAAAAGAAAUGCAUGUCUUUUGAUUUCUUUUUCCGAAAAAAGUGCCGAGUUUGUCGAUAAAAAUGCUUAUACAGGGUAGAUAGGAAAACCGGACAUUCGAUUGACAGCAAUUGACGAUGUCCAAUAGAGGCGGAUAAUUUGAAUAAGGUGGAUCUUAUCGUCGGAAACGAGAAAUCCUCUAGUGAGUGCUUAUGCAUAUUCACUGACGAAAUUCACUGACGGAACUGUUAAGAAGAAUGCUGACCCUCCCUCCCGUGCAUGAGGUGUCGUGAAACUUUAGUACAUUGUCCGGUUUUAUUUGUCGACCCUAUACGUAUACUCUUAGUAUAGUAGAUACAUACGAAUGUUUUGCUCAAGACGAAUAUUUUUGCGUAAUCAUACGGAAAGUGAGCGCGAUACACAAUGGAACGGCGAAGCUUUCGAAGUGUGUUUCCUUUGUAAUGCAGGAAGGCUGAAAUUGAAGGAUAUUAAGCUCAAAAGCAUGCGUGUAUCGUGGCAUGAAAGAAACAUGAGAGUAUGAGAAGCGUGUGAGAAUGAGACUAGAAUUGAACUAAAACUGGUACAAGAAGAAGAGGAAAGAGUGGAAAACAAAUUUGAUG